CGUACAUAACAGAUUAUGUAUGUAUAUAUAUUGUAGAGGACCCAUUUGGUUUUCUUUUUCCUCCCUGCCACUCUUAAAAAAGAGUGUGGGUCUUGCCUUCUCAACCAAACUCAUUCAAUUCUCUUCAUUGAAUGCUUGAAGUAAACACCGCUUUCUCUUUGCUGCAGAAUUAGGUGCAGAUCGUAGAGAAGAGAAAAGGAGAGAGAGAGAGAGAGAGAUUAGGUUUAUUUGCCAUACAGAGGAGGGAAAGGAAAACUAUAUGUAUAUACCAGAGGCCAUUGCUGUUCUUGGCUUUUUAAAAGUUUCAACGACCUCUCUCAUGCAGCAUUAAUGGAGGCGCAUAUGAUUAUUGGGAAAAUCAGAAAAAUAGAAAAAAGAAACAGAGAGGUUCCAUUCAUGCCCAGUCUGGCUAGCUAACUCUACCCUUAUUAACUCCUUCUCAUUAUCAUUUCACCUAUCAAUUUACCCACUUCACUUUAACACUUUAGUACUACAUAGCUUAAUACACAUCUACAUCACCUUCUCAUCUCUAGUUCUUCCUCUUUCUCUUUCUCUCUAUGUGUAUAUAUAUACUCUGUCUUUCUUCUAUCACUCACUUCAUUUCAUUCCCCACAAUGUAUAUGCUUUUUAGCUAAAACCCAUUCUUCACCUCUCGUUUUUCCUCUGCAAAAACCACAACUUUUAGCUCACCUUCUUGCCCAAGUUGCCAUUUUUUCCAAAGGGUAAUCUGUAUUUUCUAUUUUACCUCCUAGAGCAAACAUUUUCCUGGAAAAAAAAAAAGACUAAAUCAGCAUCAUGGAGAUAUCAACUGCUUUGUUGCUUUUAGCAGCAGUCACAGCUUACCUACUAUGGUUCACAUUCAUCUCCCGGUCCCUAAGGGGUCCACGUGUCUGGCCCUUACUCGGCAGUCUUCCGGGCUUGAUCGAGAACUGUGAUCGCAUGCACGACUGGAUCUGCGAUAAUCUCCGCGCCUGCGGUGGCACCUACCAGACCUGUAUCUGCGCUAUUCCAUUCUUGGCCAGGAAGCAAGGUCUCGUGACUGUCACGUGUGACCCGAGGAACGUGGAGCAUAUUCUCAAGGUCCGAUUCGAUAAUUACCCGAAGGGCCCGACUUGGCAGGGCGUCUUCCAUGACCUGCUCGGCCAGGGGAUAUUCAACUCCGACGGCGAUACAUGGCGUUUCCAGCGGAAAACUGCUGCACUUGAGUUCACCACCAGGACUCUGCGCCAAGCCAUGGCUCGAUGGGUGAGCCGAGCAAUCAAGCUGAGGUUCUGCCCCAUUUUGGAAACGGCUCAGCGUAAAGCCGAGCCGGUGGAUCUGCAGGACUUGCUGCUUCGUCUCACAUUUGAUAAUAUAUGCGGCUUGGCUUUCGGUAAAGACCCACAAACCUGCGCGCCGGGGUUACCGGAAAACGGAUUUGCAACGGCUUUUGACCGCGCCACCGAAGCUUCCCUCCAGCGAUUUAUUCUACCCGAAGUGUUAUGGAAGAUCAAAAAAUGGCUUGGCCUUGGAAUGGAAGUUAGCCUGAGCCGAAGCCUGGCUCACAUCGACGAGUACUUGUCUGACGUCAUCAGUACGCGUAAGGAAGAGCUGCUGAGUCAGCAGAAAGACGGGAACCCCCACGACGAUCUCCUCUCAAGGUUCAUGAAGAAAAAGAAGGAAUACUCCGAUUCCUUUUUGCAACAUGUGGCACUCAACUUUAUCCUAGCUGGACGUGACACGUCAUCCGUGGCACUUAGCUGGUUCUUCUGGCUAAUCACUCAGCAUCCAAGGGUGGACAACAAAAUUCUACACGAGAUAUGCGCGGUCCUGAUUGAGACACGUGGCAGAGACACGUCAGCGUGGGUGGAUGAGCCGUUAGGAUUUGAGGAAAUUGACCGUUUGGUUUACCUGAAGGCGGCAUUAUCGGAGACACUGAGGCUGUAUCCGUCGGUGCCACAGGACUCGAAGCACGUUGUUAAAGACGACGUGUUGCCGGACGGAACAUUUGUGCCGGCGGGCUCGUCAAUAACUUACUCGAUAUACGCGACGGGGAGGAUGAGGUCGACUUGGGGAGAUGAUUACCUGGAGUUCCGUCCAGAGAGGUGGCUGUCAUCGGACGGCGGGAAGUUCAUCAAUCACGAUCAGUACAGGUUCGUAGCGUUCAAUGCGGGCCCUAGGAUAUGUUUGGGGAAGGACUUGGCGUAUCUGCAAAUGAAGUCGGUGGCAGCGGCGGUGCUGCUGAGGCACAGGCUGACGUUGGCGCCGGGUUACAGAGUGGAGCAGAAGAUGUCGUUGACUCUUUUCAUGAAAUACGGGCUUAUGGUCAAUGUGGAGAAGAGAGAUCUUGAG
Carica papaya (papaya) is the source of this 2331-nucleotide messenger RNA. It is a transcript of the gene CYP86A8, whose product is annotated as cytochrome P450, family 86, subfamily A, polypeptide 8. The record is from RefSeq and is a predicted model, not a curated record. NCBI's taxonomy places the organism in Eukaryota, Viridiplantae, Streptophyta, Magnoliopsida, Brassicales, Caricaceae. Gene Ontology annotation, molecular function: iron ion binding; monooxygenase activity; oxidoreductase activity, acting on paired donors, with incorporation or reduction of molecular oxygen.